CAGCCUCCGCCGCCGCCGCAGCAGCAGCAGCCUCCGCCACCGCCACCGCCGCCUCCGCCGCUGCCCCAGGAGCGGAACAACGCCGGCGAGCGGGAUGAUGAUGUACCUGCAGAUAUGGUUGCUGAAGAAUCAGGUCCUGGUGCACAAAAUAGUCCAUACCAACUUCGUAGAAAAACUCUUUUGCCAAAAAGAACAGCGUGUCCUACAAAGAGCAGUAUGGAGGGUGCCUCAACUUCAACUACAGAAAACUUUGGUCAUCGUGCAAAACGCGCAAGAGUAUCUGGAAAAUCACAAGAUCUGUCAGCAGCACCCGCUGAACAAUAUCUUCAGGAGAAACUACCAGAUGAAGUGGUUCUAAAAAUCUUCUCUUACUUGCUGGAACAGGAUCUUUGUAGAGCCGCUUGUGUGUGUAAACGCUUCAGUGAGCUCGCUAAUGAUCCAAUUUUGUGGAAACGAUUAUACAUGGAAGUUUUUGAAUAUACUCGCCCUAUGAUGCAUCCUGAACCUGGCAAAUUCUACCAGAUUAAUCCAGAAGAAUAUGAACACCCAAAUCCCUGGAAAGAGAGUUUCCAGCAGUUGUAUAAAGGUGCACAUGUAAAGCCAGGAUUUGCUGAACAUUUCUACAGUAAUCCUGCAAGAUAUAAAGGAAGAGAAAAUAUGUUGUAUUAUGAUACAAUUGAAGAUGCCCUGGGUGGGGUACAAGAAGCUCAUUUUGAUGGACUUAUCUUUGUUCAUUCUGGAAUAUACACUGAUGAAUGGAUAUAUAUUGAAUCUCCAAUCACCAUGAUUGGUGCAGCACCUGGAAAAGUAGCAGAUAAAGUUAUUAUUGAAAACACUAGAGAUUCAACCUUCGUCUUUAUGGAAGGUUCUGAGGAUGCUUAUGUUGGAUAUAUGACAAUAAGGUUUAAUCCUGACGACAAAUCUGCUCAACACCAUAAUGCACACCACUGCUUAGAGAUUACGGUAAACUGUAGCCCUAUUAUUGAUCACUGUAUUAUCCGAAGUACAUGUACAGUUGGCUCUGCAGUAUGUGUUAGUGGUCAAGGAGCAUGUCCCACUAUCAAACACUGUAACAUCAGCGACUGUGAAAAUGUUGGACUUUAUAUAACAGAUCAUGCACAGGGAAUAUAUGAGGAUAAUGAAAUUUCCAAUAAUGCUUUAGCUGGGAUUUGGGUUAAAAAUCAUGGAAACCCAAUCAUUAGACGGAAUCAUAUCCAUCAUGGACGUGAUGUUGGUGUGUUCACAUUUGAUCAUGGCAUGGGUUACUUUGAAAGUUGCAACAUACACAGAAACAGAAUAGCAGGCUUUGAAGUAAAAGCCUAUGCUAACCCCACAGUCGUUAGAUGUGAAAUUCAUCAUGGGCAGACUGGAGGAAUAUAUGUGCAUGAAAAAGGAAGAGGACAAUUCAUAGAGAAUAAAAUCUAUGCAAACAACUUUGCAGGUGUAUGGAUUACCUCAAAUAGUGACCCAACAAUAAGGGGGAAUUCUAUAUUUAAUGGAAAUCAAGGGGGAGUUUACAUCUUUGGUGAUGGACGAGGCCUUAUUGAAGGAAAUGACAUUUAUGGCAAUGCAUUAGCAGGAAUUCAGAUUAGGACAAACAGUUGUCCAAUUGUUCGACAUAACAAAAUUCAUGAUGGUCAACAUGGUGGGAUUUAUGUGCAUGAGAAAGGACAAGGCGUAAUAGAAGAGAAUGAAGUUUAUAGUAAUACUCUGGCUGGGGUCUGGGUGACAACAGGCAGCACUCCAGUACUGAGAAGAAACAGGAUACAUAGUGGAAAGCAGGUUGGUGUAUAUUUUUAUGACAAUGGACAUGGAGUGCUAGAGGACAAUGAUAUCUAUAAUCAUAUGUAUUCAGGGGUUCAGAUAAGGACUGGAAGCAACCCCAAAAUUAGGCGCAACAAAAUCUGGGGAGGACAAAAUGGUGGAAUUCUUGUUUAUAAUUCUGGUCUAGGCUGUAUAGAAGACAAUGAAAUAUUUGACAAUGCAAUGGCUGGAGUCUGGAUUAAGACAGAUAGUAAUCCUACACUAAGAAGAAAUAAAAUCCAUGAUGGAAGAGAUGGUGGCAUCUGUAUAUUUAAUGGGGGUCGAGGUCUCCUUGAAGAAAAUGAUAUUUUCAGGAAUGCUCAAGCAGGUGUUCUCAUCAGCACUAAUAGUCAUCCAGUCUUAAGGAAAAACAGAAUAUUUGAUGGCUUUGCUGCAGGUAUUGAAAUUACAAAUCAUGCAACUGCAACACUAGAAGGCAAUCAGAUUUUUAACAACCGGUUUGGAGGCUUAUUUUUAGCAUCUGGUGUUAAUGUGACAAUGAAAGAUAACAAAAUAAUGAACAAUCAAGACGCCAUAGAAAAGGCUGUUAGUAGAGGCCAAUGUUUAUAUAAAAUAUCAAGUUAUACCAGCUAUCCCAUGCAUGAUUUCUACAGAUGUCACACUUGUAACACCACAGAUCGAAAUGCCAUAUGUGUGAACUGCAUUAAGAAGUGCCAUCAGGGACAUGAUGUAGAAUUUAUUAGACAUGAUAGGUUUUUCUGUGACUGUGGUGCUGGAACACUGUCUAAUCCUUGUACAUUAGCUGGUGAGCCUACACAUGAUACAGAUACACUAUAUGACUCUGCUCCACCUAUAGAAUCUAAUACAUUGCAGCACAACUGAAUUCCUUCCCUAAAGAAAAAGUCCUGCCAUUCUAACAUCAUAACUUAAAACAUUUUUUUCGGAAGAAGAUUUAAAAUAUUUGCCCAUGCUACAGGAAGAGACUGUAUUAAAAAUGGAUACACGAGGUCAGUUGACACUAUGAAGCUCAAGCUACCAAAAAGAAAGUGGCAAUAUAUUGACUCAGGAUCUCAAAGCUGGGUGUUUUAGCAUUACUGUGUAAAGACUUUUGAAGGGACAGAAGUGAAGAAAUAAGCUGCAAUUUUGUACAGAUACCAACUUCUGAAAAAAAGCUGGUGUUUUUACAACUAGCAUUGAAUGCAGUCCAAUUUGCAGUAGUACUCUUCAAUAGACAAGCAGCUUUGUUGCUGCCUUUAUGGACAUGGGUACCAAUUGCUUUUGUAAUAUGGUAAAAAUGUGAGCUAGCACUUCUGCGUUUCUUUUGAUUUUUUUAACAUGUAUUCAGAUUGAGAAAUAUGAUUUUAAUGCUUUAAUCUCAUGUAGUUUGUUUUUAAUUUCAAGCAAAUCUUCUUGUACUUGAAUGUGCCCUGUUUUGUUAGCACACCUAGACUUGCUGUAACUGUACUCAUGUCCCAGUAUGUACGUUCUUUCUAUGAAAGAGAAAACACUAAUCUUAAAUUA
Neogale vison (American mink) is the source of this 3285-nucleotide messenger RNA. It is a transcript of the gene FBXO11, whose product is annotated as F-box protein 11. Gene Ontology annotation, biological process: regulation of apoptotic process; ubiquitin-dependent protein catabolic process; protein ubiquitination. Bases 115 to 2646 code for a protein of 843 amino acids. Lineage: Eukaryota; Metazoa; Chordata; Mammalia; Carnivora; Mustelidae. The transcript has 23 exons. Gene Ontology annotation, molecular function: zinc ion binding; protein binding. The record is from RefSeq and is a predicted model, not a curated record.